Molecule: messenger RNA, 1209 nt
Organism: Aspergillus clavatus NRRL 1
Lineage: Eukaryota; Fungi; Ascomycota; Eurotiomycetes; Eurotiales; Aspergillaceae
Product: transcription initiation factor IIA large subunit
Exons: 4
Coding region: 1-1209 (402 amino acids)
Biological process (GO): transcription by RNA polymerase II; transcription initiation at RNA polymerase II promoter
Cellular component (GO): transcription factor TFIIA complex
Source: RefSeq, a predicted model, not a curated record
AUGUCCAACCAGCAGGUGGGCACGGUGUUUGACCGUGUCAUCCAGGAGGUCUGCGAUGCCUCCCAGGUCGAUUUCGAGGAGAGUGGUGUGGACCAGCAGACGCUGUUAGACCUGCGAAAGAGCUGGCAAAAAAAGCUAUCGUCGCUGGGUGUUGCCCAUUUUCCUUGGGAUCCUGCACCACCACAACCCGCCCCUCCCCAGAAUCAAAAUCAAAUACUCCCACCUACAGCUCCAGUUCCCUCAAAUGCUCCUCGGCCUGCUCCCCUGAUACAAACACAGCAGCAACAUGUGCCGCAGCAACAGCAACAACACCCCCAAUCUCUCCCGGGAGCUGUUCCCCCAAUGCAGACACCUGCUCCAAUGGGACAACCACCUCAUAUCAAGACCGAACCUGGUCUGAAUGGCCAGUCAGGCCUACCACAUAUGAACAACAUGAUGCCAGUACCUUCAUCAAACCCCCAAUCUGCUCGAGAACGGGCUGCCAAUAUGCUUCAUCAGAGAUAUGGUGCCGCCGCGGCUAGCUCGGUCAGCCAACUGCAGGCUCAGUCUCAAGCCGCCAUGGGUAUGCCCGGACAACCCCGUCCCCAGAACCCGCCACAGAUCGCCAAUGGUCAAAUCCCUCAAAUCAAGCAAGAACCGUCUUAUCCGUCCGCGCCCCAGCCUCAUAUGCACAAUUCCCAGACGGAUGGUGCCUGUGACGAUGCAUUAUCAGACUGGAAAGCGGAGGUUGCACGACGACGCGAGGCUGCCGCACGCCAGAAUGGGGAGGGUGACAGGCUUCUACGAGACCACCUUCGACAGCGCAUGCUUGAAUUCGAAGGAGGCGGUCUCCUCACCCCUUUGGAUGAACGCCAGUCCAUGCCGUCAACAUCGAGACGGGAUCUCCUUUCGAUCGAUGCGGAAUCCUCGGGUAUCGUCGCACCUUUUGCGCGUCCUGAGAGACCAAGAGCCCAAUUCGAUGGUCCAGGAGGAGAUGAUGACAGGGUGGAAGACGAUGAAGAUGCCAUCAACUCCGACCUCGACGACCCGGAUGACCUAGUUGCCGAGGAUCAUGAUGCCGAGGACGCUGUCGGGCAGGUCAUGCUCUGCACAUACGACAAAGUGCAGCGCGUGAAGAACAAGUGGAAGUGCACUUUGAAGGAUGGUAUCCUGACAACAGGCGGCAAGGAAUAUGUCUUCCACAAAGGCCAGGGUGAAUUCGAAUGGUAA